This is a messenger RNA of Neohortaea acidophila, 2482 nucleotides long. Its product is annotated as Alpha/Beta hydrolase protein. Bases 100 to 2391 code for a protein of 763 amino acids. Gene Ontology annotation, molecular function: serine-type endopeptidase activity. Lineage: Eukaryota; Fungi; Ascomycota; Dothideomycetes; Mycosphaerellales; Teratosphaeriaceae. The transcript is spliced from 2 exons. Gene Ontology annotation, biological process: proteolysis. The record is from RefSeq and is a predicted model, not a curated record.
UGCCGUUGCCUGAGGUAUAAGUGAAAGCAGCUCGCCCUGCCACAUUCUAACAGUAAACGACAUACCUCCGUCAUCCGAAUCGCCAGCAAAUCUUUUACAAUGGUCCAAAAGGCGGUAAAGUUCACUCCAGAGGUGCUGCUCAGCGCUCCUCGGCGCUCAGCAGGUACACCCAACCCCGCCGGCAAUGGCGUCCUCUACACCGUGCAGACGUACGAUUUCAAGACGCACAAGAAGGAGAAUGCAUUCCGGCUCCUGGAAACGAAGACUGGAGACAGCCAUGACAUCCUCAAGGACAAGGAUGUCAGCAGCUUCAACUGGCUGGACGACGAGCAGUUUGUUUUUUUGUGCUCGGAGUCGGGCGGCAAGACGGACGUGUGUGUAGGACGUGUGCCUCGGUCUCGUGAGGCUUCGGAGGCAGCGUCUGAGUCCCACACCUAUGUUGCGGGGACGAUUGAUGCCCCGGCGUCAGAUCUCCGCGUGACGAAGCUUCCGCAUGGAAAGGAUCAGUUCGGCAUUGUCUUCGCCGCCCAGGCUUCUCCGGAUGGAAGUCUAUUCAACCCCGAGACGGCGAAGAAGACGCAUUCCACUGGCCGAUUGUACAACAGCCUCUUCGUCCGCCACUGGGACCGCUAUGAGGGCAAGGAGAAGAAUGCGCUCUUCUUCUCGCGGCUCUCCAAGGGCCAUCACGACGAGAAGUUCGGCCUGGGGAAAAUCAUCAAUGCCAUCAAAGGCACGGGUCUCGAGUCCCCGAUUGCAACGUUUGGCGGAACGGACAACUUCGACAUCUGCCAUCAUUGCAUCAUCUUUGUGGCGAAAGACCCGGAGCUCGACCCGGCACUGAAUACGAAGGUCAAUGUGUAUCUCAUCCGCAUGGUCGCGUGGGAUGAGGCGGCCGUGCCUGUUUUGGAGCGCGUAGUUGUUAGAGGAUUCGAGGGCGCGAGUGGGAGUCCUGUCAUUUCGCCGGAUGGCUCCCGGGCGGCUUUCUUGGCGAUGAAGAAGAAUGGCUACGAGGCGGAUAGGAAUGAGGUGUUUAUCCUGCCGCUGCAGGGAGACCUACAGCUUGUGCAGAAGACUCUUGUGAGCAGCGAAGGCGGCGAUGGAGUUUGGGACCGCAAUCCGUCUUCCAUCUGCUUCAGCGCCGAUGGCAAGAGUCUCCUCGCCGUGGCGGAAGAGGUCGGCACCGCGAAGGUCUUCAUGCUCAAUGCGGAUCUAGGUGCACAUGCCGAUGUGAGACCGUUGACCAAGUCUGGAUAUGUGAACGACGUGGCCUGCCUGGCCAAUGGCUCCAUCUUUAUCUCCGGCUCCACGCUCGUCGACAACUCCUUCUACGCGAUCGUGGAUCCUCACUGCAAGCCAUCGACAUCCGGCGAUCUCACGACUUGGACGAAUUCUCACUCCUCUCACGGGAACAAACUCGGUCUCAACCCCGAGCAAGUCUCCUCCAUUUGGACCCCGGCCAGCAAUCCCGAUAUCAACAAGGAAAUCCACUCUAUCGUCGUGAAACCGAGUAACUUCGACAGCAGCAAGAAGUAUCCGGUUGCCUACCUCAUCCACGGUGGGCCGCAAGGAAGCUGGGCGAACAGCUGGAGCACUCGAUGGAAUCCCGCGGUCUACGCCGAGCAGGGCUACAUUGUUGUCGCCCCAAACGUCACGGGAUCUACCGGAUACGGACAGCGGUUCGUCGAUAGCAUCAGAGACAACUGGGGCAACGACCCGUACCACGACAUCGUCAACUGCUUCGAGUGGGUUGGGAAGAAUGUGACUGGGGCGGACAAUGAGCGAGCUGUCGCGCUGGGUGCCAGUUUCGGAGGUUACAUGGUGAAUUGGAUCCAAGGCCACGACCUAGGCCGCAAGUUCAAAGCGCUAGUCUGCCACGAUGGCGUCCUCACGAUGCCCGGCAUGCUUUCGACAGAAGAACUCUACUUCCCCUUCCACGAAUUCGGCGGCACGCCCUGGCACCACGCAUCAACCUCCGCAAGCGACAGCGGCAAUUUAGUCCAAGGGCAAAAGAACUUCGGCUCCGCCACCGUCUCCGACUGGCGCCGCUGGGACCCCAGCGAGCACUUCACGCACUGGGCGACGCCGCAACUCGUCAUCCACAACUCCAAAGACUACCGCAUUUGCGUUGCCGAUGGGCUGGCGGCGUUCAAUGUGCUGCAGGCGCGCGGCAUCGAUUCGCAGUUUUUGACGUUCCCCGAUGAGAACCAUUGGGUUCUGAAGCCGGAGAAUUCGCUCGUGUGGCAUAAGGUUGUGCUCAAUUGGAUUAACAAGUAUGUUGGACUGCCGGCUUUGUCGGAGGAGGAUCCGGAGGGUGAGGAGUUUUUUGGUGGGGAGAAGGCUGCGGGCGAGGAGUCGGUGGACAUGAUGGCGCUGGGGAAGCCGGAGACGUGAGACAAGUAAUGUAUUGCGUGGAGCUUGGGAGGGCUGAAAAGUAUGAAGACCAACACAACGGACAAUGGAAACACACUUACCUACAAUGCAC